AUGGAGGGGCCAAAAUCGCUGGGUCCCUGUGUCUUCUCCCACCUUCAAUGUCCCCCAGCCCCAGCCUCGAACAGCCAUGGAGGAUGCCUGGACCAGCCCUGCCAGGGAUGUGUAAGGUGGCCCUGUCUGGUCCCCAUUUCCUCUGCUCAGUCAGUGGAGCCCACAAGGCCUUUCCCAGCUCAAGGGGCCAAUGGUGGGGGUUCCAGGGCGGAGCAGAAGCAGCAGCAGCAGCAGCAGCAGCAGCAGCAGCAGCGAGUGAGAGAGCCAUCAGGGCCAAGACAAGGAGAAAUGGAGACUGGGGUGGGGUGGGGCUGGCCUCCACGGUCAGAGAGAGAACAGGAGGCCCCUAGGCAGGGGGGACCUUCCAACUUGGGACCCAGACCCUUCCCAUGCCCACCACCCCUAAUGCCUGGAGAAGGGGCCCCAGUCUCAUCCAGGGCAGGCACCUUGAAACACCAGAGUGGACCUCUGGGGUGUGCAGAGCAAUCCUUCCGCCAACUGGAACAAGAGAACCACAGCUUGAAAAGACAGAACCAAGAUCUUCGGGAGCAGCUGGGGGCGCUCCUGUCUCCGGGGCCACAGUUCCUGCCCCUGUGCAGCCAUUCCAGCUGCACCGCUCUGGCCUGGUCUCAAGAAGCAGCUGGCACCCUGCCCCUGGAAGAGAGGGGACCUGUGCAGCUGGUACGGCAGGAGCUCUGUCGAGGUGAAGAAGCUUUCGUACAGCAGUCCCAGAAUGAACUGCAACAGAUUCGACUGUCCUUUGAGAGGAAGAAGAUGGCUAUUACUGAGGUGUGGGAUGGUGUGGCGGAAGUACACAUGGCCCUGAACAAUCAGGCCACUGGACUCCUGAACCUCAAGAAGGACAUUCGGGGUGUGCUAGAUCAGAUGGAGGACAUUCAGCUAGAGAUUCUGGGGGAGAGGGCCCAGUGCCGCACUCAGGCCAGGAAGGAGCAGCAAAAAGCAUGCACCGCGAAAAAGAGGCCGAAGCUGGGAUGUUCCGAGGGUAUCAAGGGCCAGUUCUGGCUGCUGGCCCUGAGGCUGUUGCUGGGCGCCCUGCUGGCCUGCACUGCUGCUUACGUGUACGUGGUGGACCCCACACCCUUCGAGGGGCUGGUACCGCCCUUGCUGAGCAGAGCUGCUGUCUGGAAACUCCGGGCCCUACUGGGCCCCUUCCUGCACCUCGAAGUGGAUGACUUCCUGCCCUUCUAG
Messenger RNA from Perognathus longimembris pacificus (Pacific pocket mouse), 1209 nucleotides. It is a transcript of the gene Ccdc188, whose product is annotated as coiled-coil domain containing 188. Lineage: Eukaryota; Metazoa; Chordata; Mammalia; Rodentia; Heteromyidae. The transcript is spliced from 10 exons. Bases 1 to 1209 code for a protein of 402 amino acids. The record is from RefSeq and is a predicted model, not a curated record.